AACCUACUGCUAUAUAAACACCUACAACAUGCCUAAGCUUUCUCACAUUUACUCACAACUACAUUCGCAAUCAAAAAAAAAAUGUCUACCGCAAUGGCAAUGAAAGUGACCCCUUUGAAAGAUGUGAAACCCUACAAAAGUGGCUGGAAAGUACAUGUGAAGGUUCUGCACUCUUGGAAGCAGUACAACCCAGUGCACGGGGACACCCUCGAGAUGGUGCUAUCCGAUGAAGCUGGAUGUAAAAUACAUGCCUCUUGCAAGCGAACUUACAUGGAGAGUAAAGGCCGCCUUCUUCCUGUUGGAGCAUGGAGGCACAUCCAGAAUUUCACCCUCAGUCCUUCAACUGGCAUGUACCGAGCAACCGAUCAUCCCUUCAAAAUGAGCAUCAUUCAGAAUACGGCAAUCACAAGGUCUCCUCUGAUCAACGAAGACAUGUUUCUGAGCUUGGUGGACUUCCAGACUGUUUUGGGUGGAUCACUCAAAACAUGUUUUCUCAUUGAUGUGAUUGGUCAAGUUGUGGACUUGGGAGAUCUUGAAACUAUUCAAGUCUCAGGCAAGCCAAGGAUGAAAAUAGAGUUUACCCUUCGCGACAUGAAUGAUGCUCGUGUUCCCUGCUGUCUGUGGGGUAAAUUUGCGGAGAUCCUCUACGAGGGGUGUAGUAAAGACGAAGAAGGGAAGCCCAUUUGUCUAAUAAGAUUUGUGAACUCCAAAUCACCAAUGCUUUUGAGGCAUCACUGCUCUUGA
Messenger RNA from Brassica napus (rape), 744 nucleotides. RefSeq lists its product as uncharacterized. The record is from RefSeq and is a predicted model, not a curated record. The transcript has 5 exons. The coding region runs from base 82 to 744 and encodes 220 amino acids. Lineage: Eukaryota; Viridiplantae; Streptophyta; Magnoliopsida; Brassicales; Brassicaceae.